GCCGCCGCCGCUGCUCGCCGGCAGCCACGUCUAGCCUAUAAAUCCUCCGUCUCGCCGUAUCUAAUCUCUACUCAGAUCACAAACCGCUGCCGAAACAACUCAUCCUCACGCGCACGCGCUUGGACUUCUUCUUUCUUCUAGCUUCUUGCUUGAACCAAGAGACCAAGAGCAGAGCAGAGCCAACCAGCCAGCCAGCAGGCAAGAACCUGUCCGCGCCCAUGUCUGUGCAAGUGGCGUCGCCGGCGACGGCGGCGGAGAAGACUUUGGCGACGACGGCGUGGUCGUACCCGUACGUGGAGUACAUGGUGCAGUGGGAGCGGCAGGUGGAGCGGCGGCAGCUGUUCCUCCGGAGCUACCACUUCUCCCGCGACGCCGAGAUCUCGACCCGCGUGCGCGCGCGCCGGGUCGUCUUAGCCGGGGCGCGACGCCUGCGCCGCGCCGCCGCCAAGGGGCUCCGCCGCCUCCGCACGCGCCUACGCCUGUGCUUCGGCUGGGCCGCGCCAGUGCUCCGCCGACGCUCCACCUCACGCCGGGGCAGCGUCCACGGGUUCCGCUACGGCCGCCUCCCCUGGAAGGCGCCGCCGGCCGCGUCCGUCUGCUUCUGGUAGCCAGGUCGCCAGCGGUGGCGUGGAGAGCUAGGAUAUAAUCGUAGAAAGACAGCCAACACGGCAGCAUACUUGUUGAGACGCUGUGAACAUCACUGAUAGUUCAGCAUUUUUGUUUCUUUGGCGCCGGAGCAGAGUCUGGAGUUACAGCUAGUUCAGUGUACAGGCUAGUGUGCCAAGGACAAG
This is a messenger RNA of Triticum aestivum (bread wheat), 791 nucleotides long. RefSeq lists its product as uncharacterized. The record is from RefSeq and is a predicted model, not a curated record. Lineage: Eukaryota; Viridiplantae; Streptophyta; Magnoliopsida; Poales; Poaceae. The coding region runs from base 219 to 608 and encodes 129 amino acids. The transcript has a single exon.